AUGUGGCCGUUGUUUCUGCAACAGCGGCGCCUCACUUCUAUUAUUAGCCGCCUUAGCUCCGCUGUGGCGUCACAAGCGGCAUCGUUGGUGGACACGCAUCUCAUGCCACUCGGCGAGCGAUGCAUCACGGAACCGCGUCGUCCGUAUCCACGACGGGCUUCCAUGCAGGAGAACCUGGCGGAACGGCUAACAUUGCAGCGAAGCCUGCGGGCCCAUCUCCUGCCCUCGCAGAUUAUUGUGUCCAAGGACAAGUUGUACAUUGACCUCGUCUGGCCAGCGACCGCGCUGCGUGCCGUGGAAGCACUAAAAGAAAGGGAGGCAUUGCCACUGAAGGGCGCCGCUGACAGUGGUGGGAUUGGUUCUGAGGCCGAUGGGCAGCACGGCGCGGAAUUGGCUCCGGGAACUGCAGGCCGCAGGUGUUUUGAGGGGAGUCCGCUGGAGCAGCACCGGACACGCUUUCUUGCCGAGUUUCUUCGGGCGUUUUCCCCGAGCACCGACGUCGUUGGCGCCGACGUCCUCAUCUAUGGGCGCCGCGGGAUCACCAUCACCGACGUCAUUCCCGUCGGCAAUUACGCCCUCCGCAUCGUCUUUUCGGACGGCCACUCCGGCGGCAUCUACCCGUACGACUACCUCUUCCACCUCGGUCGCGAAAAGUACGCGCACAUGCGAGCGUACAUCCGGCGUUUGCGGGCGAAGCGCAAGUCGAGAGACCCGCCGAGGCGUGCGCCUUCGCGGCGUUUCUCGCGUGCUCAGGGCGUAUCAAAGGAGGAGGGACCACAGACAAACUGCCAUGGGCGGGACGGUCAAGGAUCUCCAUUUCAUUCUUGA
Trypanosoma conorhini is the source of this 828-nucleotide messenger RNA. Its product is annotated as Myb domain protein 40. Bases 1 to 828 code for a protein of 275 amino acids. The transcript has a single exon. The record is from RefSeq and is a predicted model, not a curated record. NCBI's taxonomy places the organism in Eukaryota, Euglenozoa, Kinetoplastea, Trypanosomatida, Trypanosomatidae.